UUACUCUCGUCUGCCCUUCCCUUACUGCGAAGAUGGCGGUCUCCAGAGUGUGGUGCGCUCGGGCUGCUUUGUGGGGUUCGGCGGGGCCCCCUGGACCUUAUGUCGCCCGGAGGCUGCCGUUUGUUCGCUCUGGCCUGGCCUGGGGGGCCCCUCGGUCUUCAAAGCUUCACCUUUCUCCAAAGGCAGAUGUGAAGAGCUUGAUCUCUUAUGUGGUGACCAAGACAAAAGUGAUUAAUGGGAAAUACCAUCGUUUCUUGGGUCGUCAUUUCCCCCGCUUCUAUGUCCUGUAUACAAUCUUCAUGAAAGGAUUGCAGAUGUUAUGGGCUGAUGCCAAAAAGGCUAGAAGAAUAAAGACAAAUAUGUGGAAGCACAAUAUAAAGUUUCAUCAACUUUCAUACCGGGAGAUGGAGCAUUUGAGACAGUUCCGUCGAGACGUCACCAAGUGUCUUUUCCUAGGUAUUCUUUCCAUUCCACCCUUUGCCAACUACCUGGUCUUCUUGCUAAUGUACCUGUUUCCUAGGCAACUGCUGAUCCAACAUUUCUGGACCCCAAAGCAACAAAUUGAUUUCUUAGAUAUCUAUCAUACUCUCCGGAAGCAGUCCCACCCAGAAAUUCUUUGUUAUUUAGAAAAGGUUAUCCCUCUCAUUUCUGAUUCAGGACUCCGGUGGCAUAUGACAGAAUUGUGCACCAAGAUGCAACGUGGUACCCACCCAGCAAUACAUGAUAUCCUGGCUCUGAGAGAGUGUUUCUCUAACCAUCCUCUGGGCAUGAACCAGCUCCAUGCUUUGCAGAUGAAAGCCUUGAGUCGAGCAAUGCUUCUCACACCUUAUCUGCCUCCUGUCUUGUUGAGAUACCGCUUAAAGACACAUACCACUGUGAUUCACCAACUGGACAAGGCUUUGGCAAAGCUGGGGAUUGGUCAGCUGACUGCCCAGGAGGUGAAGUCGGCUUGUUACCUUCGUGGCCUGAAUUCCACCCAUAUUGCUGAAGAGAGGUGUCGAGCUUGGCUGGGAGAAUGGCUACAGCUUUCCUGCAGCCUGAAAGAAGCUGAGCUGUCCCUCUUGCUACACAAUGUGGUCCUGCUUUCCAUCAACUACAUUGGGACAAGGCGCUGAGCCGACAAGAAGCGGGUGGCAUUGUCCUGCAUGCAGUCACGUAGUCCAGCAGCGUGGAACCAAACAGCACUUGUCAGCAGAGUGUGUG
Mesoplodon densirostris (Blainville's beaked whale) is the source of this 1203-nucleotide messenger RNA. It is a transcript of the gene LETMD1, whose product is annotated as LETM1 domain containing 1. Bases 33 to 1115 code for a protein of 360 amino acids. Lineage: Eukaryota; Metazoa; Chordata; Mammalia; Artiodactyla; Ziphiidae. Gene Ontology annotation, biological process: intracellular monoatomic cation homeostasis. Gene Ontology annotation, cellular component: mitochondrial inner membrane. The record is from RefSeq and is a predicted model, not a curated record. Gene Ontology annotation, molecular function: ribosome binding. The transcript has 9 exons.